This is a messenger RNA of Culex quinquefasciatus (southern house mosquito), 1452 nucleotides long. RefSeq lists its product as uncharacterized. Lineage: Eukaryota; Metazoa; Arthropoda; Insecta; Diptera; Culicidae. The record is from RefSeq and is a predicted model, not a curated record. Bases 1 to 1452 code for a protein of 483 amino acids. The transcript is spliced from 2 exons.
AUGCAGUGUAAAUACAAUCACAGAGUUUCUAUUUCUAGAACACUCUCUAAGACAGAAGAAAAUUACGCAACCAAUGAAAAGGAAAUGCUAGCCAUCAUAUGGGCACUCGACUCACUAAGAAACUACGUCUAUGGAGCCGAGAUCUUAAUAUACACCGACCAUAUGCCACUAACCUUUGCAAUAUGGGAAUCCUUUGGAACCGUCCUCAAGUGGAUUGCUGGUACUCCAGACGCCGAAGACCUUCGAAUGAUCAACAACUCCAUGAACGCACUCAUCCAUGAAAGCAACCAACAGAUCCUCAUCAACCGACAACUUAAUGAGAGGAUCACAGCUCUGGCGAACGUCACCAACUCAGUUCUAGACUUAUACAACGGAACGUUAGUGAAUCAUUACCAAGAGACUCACCAAUUCAUAAUGUUGAAUAACAUCGAAACUCUCACCGACCACCUAGAGACCAUAGAAGAUGCUAUCCUGCUUGCCAAACAUGGCAUCCCCAGCAGCAAAAUCCUGUCCAUUCACGAUUUCAAUCGCAUGGCCACCUUUCUCGGAAACUUCGACAUACCUAUCGACUCGAUGGAACAGAUACUCUCCAUUUCAACAGCCCAAGUUAUGCUAAACAACUCCCACAUUAUCUACACGCUCAAGGUUCCUCAAAGCUCCAAACAAACAUACUCAUACAACUAUGUCGACUCCAUCAUCACCGGUAAGAAAAGAAUCCUGAUCUCCAAAAACUAUUACCUACGCAAUAAUAGCGACGUCUGCGAACUAAGUGCACCCUGCACUCAACAAAGACACUAUUAUUCAUGCCCAGAAGAAAACAUCAGUAUAGCACCUCGAUGCAUUGAAAAACUUAUCAAAGGACAGCAUUCCAAUUGUUCUUACGAGAAGGUUUAUUCAAACAGUAUAAUCAAGAGAAUCACUGACGAUGUGCUUCUAGUGAACAAUGCUGGAAUCGAACUAUCAUCAACCUGCAGCAAUGCCACACAAACACUCAAUGGUUCAUACCUAAUCCAGUUUAGUAAUUGCAACUUACAAAUCAACGGAGAAACCUACGGAAACGAUCAAGCCACCAUUAAACCCUUCAUCUACCAACCCACUACUGGACUAACUGUAGCAGAAUACAAGUUCAUCGACGCCCCACCAGCGGAAGUCUUGCGAGAACUUACCUUGGAACAUCGUGAGAAGAUUGAAACCCUUCAACUUCAAAACAAUUCUCUACACUGGAAAACUCACCUCUUUGGAACCUUCAGUAUUGGAACCAUCUCCCUCAUCCUAAUAACGUACAUCGCCGUAAAACUCUUAGCCCAAAGACGAAAACGGAUAAGCAUCACCUUAAGUCCCGACAUCGCAAUGCUAGAACACCCGAUAACUUCAGCACCACCAGCUGAACAACCAGAUACAACCACACCCGGAAAUCUCUCAGUAUCUUUCAACACCUACCCAGUACCGUAA